Messenger RNA from Exophiala spinifera, 1281 nucleotides. RefSeq lists its product as uncharacterized. The coding region runs from base 1 to 1281 and encodes 426 amino acids. The record is from RefSeq and is a predicted model, not a curated record. Lineage: Eukaryota; Fungi; Ascomycota; Eurotiomycetes; Chaetothyriales; Herpotrichiellaceae. The transcript has 2 exons.
AUGUUCGACCAACAAGAAGCUGGUAAAGUUGACCUACUCUACCUUUCCAAGCACGCCGAAGUAUUAGCAGCAAGUUUGAACAAGCAACAGGCUGAAUGUGGCCACCAGAGCACCUCGGUCGAAAUCUCUCAAGUCGCCGCAGAGUUAAAACUUCUCUCCGAUGAGUUGAACAAUCUUAAUGAAGCUAUGCAUGCAAAUCAAGAGCAGUAUACCAGUGUGUUCAGAGAAGACCUCGGGGAGGUCUACAACAAUAUUGAGGGUACCUUGGAAGAUGUCGAGGAUUGCUGCAAGGAGAUGCAGAAGGCCGACCAACGUGGGGCAACCACUAUCGGCUGGCUUCACCGUCAACCAUACGUCAAGAGACUACGCAAACAUCUCGAGGCUAAUAAGACUACCCUGGUAGUCAUGAGGACAGUGCUGCAUCACGGCACAGAAUAUGGACAACAAAGCUCUUCAGAACGUCUCGCAGAAUCAUCUCCACACACCCUCCAAGAGGAUCUGGUCAUUUUACAGUCGGUAUUUGCUAGUAAACAAACCAUCACGGAGCUUGAAGAGUCCACAAAAGAAUCGCAUCAUGAAACCUCGCCUCCUGCUCCAUCAAAGACCGCUACCUUUCAACCUGGGCCCCAUGGUCAAAAUCUGUCUUCUGCCACUGGAGUAGAUACGCCUGCAGUCGAAAACUUUCUACCUCGGACGACUGAAAAGAAGGAAGCGGACUUACUCACACAGAGAUUCUCAAAACGUGGUGUACGUCUCGCGGUGCAUAGUUCGAUCAGGGACCUCGAUGCUCAUGAGAUCCCCGACUCGCUUAAGAAGAGGUGGAUCCACAGAGCCAAGCUUCGACAAAGUAGCAGUUCAUCAGCAGCAGGUCGCCCCUUGACUACCCCACUCAGCAAUAUAUCGGAGUCUGCCUCGACUGCGAGUGAUGAGCGCCGUAAAGGUGCCUUGCUGUCCACCGAUGACGCAGGAAACGAAGACGACGAGGCGAAAGACCCAGAGGUGUCAGAGACUGGUGAACCUUCGAUUGCCCACGUGUCCAAGGCAAAAAAGCGAGGCUUGUCACUACUGGCUAGUCCAGUUGGCAAAAAGUUGGGCAAAGUCAUCACGAAGUUGAGUGCCGCGAAUCUUGGAGAAAGUCGUGCUAGCAAUUCCGGAAGUCAGAAAAAGGACAAGGAAUCUGAAAAAUCAGGCUGGACUUACAAAUUCACCAAACCAUUUGAAAAGUCUGAGUUGACUACCCCCGACUACAAUCAGGAUAUCGAGAACAUGGUCCUGCGUUGA